AUGCUAGUCACUGGUAUCAUCCUGAUUCCCACCGCCAUCGCCACUCCCGCUGUACAGGAACUUGUCGAUAUGAGAAGCGUCAUCAAUGCGGCCGCAAGUGCUAUCGGGGAUCCGAACAAUCCCAACCGUGGCUUUGGCUUCAAUCUCUUCGGUGGUAGCGGUCAAAUGGGCACUGCGGACCUAGUCAAUAACAUCACCAAUACCAUCUUGAGAGGGAAGUUUCAGCUUGACACGAACAGGACGUCGUGGCUCCUCCCAGGAAACCUCGCCAAUACCUCCAACCCUAUCAGCGGCACAGCUCCUGUCCAACCCACACCCACACUCCCCAUUACGGCCAGUCUGGCCUUGCCUAGCGUUCCACCCUCCACAACACCCACGCUUGACAACCUCACUGUCGACCUCACAGCCCCUUACAUGGACUACGUGCAAGCCAUUCCCAACCUAAGCAGCAGUCUCACAACGCUCGGUCGCAGUUUCCACCGCGAAAUGAAUAGGCCCGUCACCGAAGCGGUCACAGGUCUCCAACAAACCCUCACAACAUUCCAAACCGCAAUGAUCGAAAGCGAUCUCAUCACGGCCAAAGCCGUUAUGCGCACUAUCCGCGCGAGCAGUAGCUUGGAAAGUGCGGGGACAGCGUGGAGUCGCUCUCUCAAUCUACCUGGUAGUGGAAGUGAUGAUGAUGAUGAUGCGGGAUCUGCUUCGCCGUCGCCGGCUUCAAAUAGGCCGGGUAUCUUGGGCCGAGCAGAAGUUCAGAGGCCCCCGCCUAAGGAUGGUAGGUUUUAUACGCAUCUCGAGUUGUGGAAUCGGUCGGAGCCAAGGGGUAGGGUGUCGACGGAAGGGAAGACUGCGCCGUAUGGCGGUGUUGUGGUCCAAGCGGAGGAGAAGCGUUCAAGUGCCACUGCUGCUGAGAAGGCGAAGGUAGGCCGGCCUUUUGUUGUUUGA
This is a messenger RNA of Alternaria atra, 942 nucleotides long. RefSeq lists its product as uncharacterized. The coding region runs from base 1 to 942 and encodes 313 amino acids. The transcript has 2 exons. NCBI's taxonomy places the organism in Eukaryota, Fungi, Ascomycota, Dothideomycetes, Pleosporales, Pleosporaceae. The record is from RefSeq and is a predicted model, not a curated record.